Dioscorea cayenensis subsp. rotundata (Guinea yam) is the source of this 741-nucleotide messenger RNA. RefSeq names its product putative disease resistance protein RGA3. Bases 112 to 741 code for a protein of 209 amino acids. Lineage: Eukaryota; Viridiplantae; Streptophyta; Magnoliopsida; Dioscoreales; Dioscoreaceae. Gene Ontology annotation, molecular function: ADP binding. The record is from RefSeq and is a predicted model, not a curated record. Gene Ontology annotation, biological process: defense response to fungus. The transcript is spliced from 2 exons.
AGCAAGGUGAGUGAAUUCUUUUCUCUUGAUUUUAACCCACUCUUGUUUAAACUUUAGUUGGGGAAGAAGCUCAGAAACAUCAAUGAGAGAAUAAAUGACCUUAUUGAGGAGAUGGGCAAGUUCAAAUUAAGGGUUCUUGAAAACAACAGCAAACCUUUGAAGAACAGGCCUCAAACCUAUUCAUACGUGCACGAAUCGCGAGUUAUUUUUGGAAGAGAUGAAGAUAAAGAGAAGUUAUUGCAGAUGCUGAUCAGUGAUUGUUUUGAUGAGAAAGUGGCUGUGGUUUCUGUCAUAGGUAUGGGUGGUUUGGGUAAGACGACACUUGCUCAGUUGGUCUACGCAGAUGAAAGGGUCAAGAAACAGUUUGAACUUUGUAUAUGGGUAUGUGUUUCUGAUGAUUUCGAUGUGGCAAAGCUUGCUAGAAAGAUCAUACAUACAGCUUCUGGGAAAAUUUGUGAUCAUACGAACAUGGAAGUGCUUCAACAGGAUCUGCGACAAAUCUUGAGGAAGAAGAGAUAUUUGUUGGUCUUAGAUGAUGUAUGGAAUGAAGAUUUCAAAAAGUGGACUGAUCUUAAAAACAUGCUGCUUGGUGGAGGAGAAGGAAGUAGAAUUCUUGUGACCACACGCAAUGAGAAAUGCUCCAGAGUAAUGGGUGCAGGGAAACAUUAUAUUCUAAAGGGUUUAUCAGAAAAAAGCUCUUGGGCUUUAUUUGCGCAGAAAAGCAUUUGCUACAUGUACUGA